Molecule: messenger RNA, 2013 nt
Organism: Myxozyma melibiosi
Lineage: Eukaryota; Fungi; Ascomycota; Lipomycetes; Lipomycetales; Lipomycetaceae
Product: beta-lactamase-like protein
Exons: 5
Coding region: 242-1873 (543 amino acids)
Biological process (GO): double-strand break repair via nonhomologous end joining; interstrand cross-link repair
Molecular function (GO): 5'-3' DNA exonuclease activity; damaged DNA binding
Source: RefSeq, a predicted model, not a curated record
AAGAGGCGAGCGCGGAAGUGAUGAGGUUGACUAGAUGAGUUACUACUGACUUUGCUGAAUUAAUGGGAAUAUGAGUACCUUCAAAGGCGUGCCGCGGGAGUUCCCAGAGAUUCGAAGUACGAGAGCUUGUGUUUAACCAUCUACCUCUCCGCAGCGCGACUGAGCUGACGUUCAUGAUAUAGUCGACUACUUCAGAAUCGACCCGGGAACACUUCCUCCCAAAGCAUGUUUUUUGUCGCACAUGCAUUCCGACCAUUUGCAGGGUCUGGAGGGGUAUAAUGGACCGUUGAUAUAUUGCUCUGCUGCUACGAAGAGUAUUGUUUUGAUGCUUGAGAAGAAGACUGUCAGGCUUCAAGGUUUGCGGGAGGGAAUCGAGAUGGAGAAUAGGAGGAUGUAUGCUCAUCUGGAGAAAGUUAUGCGCGUGAUCCCGUACGAUACACCAACCACGAUCGAUCUAGACGCACAAAAAACCAUCACAGUAACCCUCACAGAAGCAAACCACUGUCCCGGCUCGACCAUGUUUCUGAUCGAAGACGACCACAGCUCGAUUCUCUACACCGGCGAUCUACGAGCCGAGCCAUGGUGGCUGCAGAAACUUGCGCAGAACCCGUUUUUUAUUCCGUAUACUAUUGGACAGAAGCAGAUAUCGACGGUGUAUCUCGAUACGAGUUUUGUUUCGCGGGAGUCGAGCUGUCAUUACUUCUUUCCUACGAAAGCAGAAGGGGCGAGAAGUCUUAUUCGCAAGAUCAGAGAAUAUCCUUCAGAUACAGUCUUCCAUCUCAAUGCAUGGACCUUUGGCUACGAACAGCUUAUUAUGACCAUCGCGGCCGCAUUCAGAACAAAGAUUCAUACCGACCCUUACCGAUACCGGAUAUUCAAAAGACUGGCGAGACGGGGCGAGUAUGAAUAUGGAAUGCUGCAGUGUCUUACUGAAGAGCCGCUCGAGUCGCGGUUUCACUGCUGCGAGCUGGGGUAUCAAUGUGAUGGUCGACGAGCGAAGAGUACAAAGGUUGUACAUGUCGUUCCGACUGUUUCUAAUGUGGUGCCUGAGCUGGGUGCCGCUUUUCUGGAUGAGCAUGAAUAUAUUGAAAUAGGAGUACCAGCAACCGAGCCGAUCGCCUUCCCACAAACCUCUGCCUACAUCGCUGGAUCCAAAAUCAAAUCCGAACCAGAUCCGGCAAACCAGGCCAUUCUCCUCUCCGCAAAUACAGAAAGUACCCCAGCAAACCUCCAGCCCAAAGUCCUACGAGUCCCAUACUCGCGACAUUCUUCAUAUUCAGAGCUAUGCGAUCUCGUCAGCCUAUUUUCUCCGCUCGACGUGUACCCCUGCGUCGUAAGCGACUACUUUUACGAAGAAAAUCUGACGGUGGAGAGAUUAUUUGGGAAAUUUUGCUCGCAGAAUAUAUAUCACUACUUUGACGUUUAUGAGCUGCCGAAGCUUGUGAUGGCUAGGAAGCAGAAGACGGAUAUGAGUAUGUUUUUGUCAAAGUUUUUGCGGGAUGAAUCGAUUAAGAUGGAGCCUCAACUGUCCUGUUCUCAGUCGAUUUCACUUGGGAUUGUCAAAGCGGAAAGAACAACCUCGGUAUCAUCACCGACUCAGUACAGCGAGUCGAUCGACAACAGUUUUCCCAGAACCACUACUUCAAAGAGAAGCAAAUCAUUUGUCUCCUCAGAGCCAGAACAAGCCUCUUUUUCCGGCUCAAAAGAGAAAAGCAGUCAAACAGCGUGCACCACCACGGCAUUAACGAUCCUACGCAAAGCAGCCGCCAAAAAGCGACGGUUGAACGAACUAGCGCAUGUGGACGCAGCCGAGGCCACAACUCACACAACAAAUAUUCAAACCUCAAAAGCAACUAGAAUACCUUCUUUCUAGAUCAUUGAUCUUUUCGGAGUUGAGAAAUAUUCUGACGUCAUUGCGGCGAGGUGGGUGGUCGUGCGGCGCUCUCAUCUAGACUCGGAGGAGGAUUAGUCCUUACGCGAGCAGCUUACUGAUAGCCCUUCUCAGCUGAUACU